Messenger RNA from Drosophila bipectinata, 3425 nucleotides. It is a transcript of the gene 5-HT2B, whose product is annotated as 5-hydroxytryptamine receptor 2B. Gene Ontology annotation, molecular function: G protein-coupled serotonin receptor activity; neurotransmitter receptor activity. Gene Ontology annotation, biological process: chemical synaptic transmission; G protein-coupled receptor signaling pathway, coupled to cyclic nucleotide second messenger. Lineage: Eukaryota; Metazoa; Arthropoda; Insecta; Diptera; Drosophilidae. Gene Ontology annotation, cellular component: plasma membrane; dendrite. The record is from RefSeq and is a predicted model, not a curated record.
UCCUUUGGCAGCUCUUGCUCUCUAGCAGCUGCUCACCGAUUUUAUUUCCGGUUGUGCCGUUUCCGCCAUUUUACAUUUGCAAUUCGAAUUGGCGCGGUAGGACUUUUCGAGUCCUUUUUGGUUUAUUUUUCCGUUGCAUAUGCGUGGGCUAAUUAGCAUGCGGCGGCAUUUCCAGCAACAUCGACAGCAACUGCAACAGAAAUUGCAGCAUCAAAACGACAAGUAGAGAACAUACAAUAGGAAUAAUAACCCGGAAUGGAAGAGGAUGUGUAUGCAUCGAUAGGUUCCUACAACGACAGCAGCGGUGGCGACGGCAGCUGGGGCAGUUCGGAGCAGCUGCUCUUAUGGGACGCGGGCCCAGAGGAUGAGCGGUCAAUCGGAAAUAGCAGCCAUCAGCAUAAUCAACUGUUUCCAAGGGGUGAAGUGGUAAGAGAAGAGGGAGUAGGAGGAGGCAUCACAGGAAUAGGAUGGAAUGUAAGCAAUGCCACAGGGUCAUGGCCCACCGAUGAUCCUUUCGAGGCGAACAACUACUGGGCCUUGUUGGCCCUCGUCCUGGUUCUGGGAACAGCGGCUGGCAACAUCCUUGUCUGCCUGGCCAUCGCCUGGGAGCGCCGAUUGCAGAAUGUGACCAACUACUUCCUCAUGUCCCUGGCCAUCACGGAUCUGAUGGUUGCUGUUCUGGUCAUGCCGUUGGGCAUCCUUACGCUGGUGAAAGGCUACUUCCCCCUGGGCUCCGAACAUUGCCUCACCUGGAUCUGCCUGGAUGUCCUUUUUUGCACCGCCAGCAUCAUGCACCUGUGCACCAUCUCCGUGGACCGUUAUUUAUCGCUUCGCUACCCGAUGAGAUUUGGCCGGAAUAAGACCCGUCGCCGGGUGACUCUUAAAAUUGUUUUCGUGUGGCUUCUCAGCAUUGCCAUGAGCCUGCCAUUGAGCUUGAUGUAUUCCAAGAAUCACGCCUCGGUGCUAGUGAAUGGAACUUGCCAGAUACCGGAUCCGGUCUACAAGCUGGUCGGCUCCAUUGUGUGCUUCUACAUUCCGCUGGGCGUAAUGCUGCUGACAUAUUGCCUAACCGUCCGCCUCCUAGCCCGACAGCGCCAGAACCUGGGCGGAGGCCAGCAGACGGCCGCUGCCACUCCCGGAUGGGCCAGUGGGUGGCUGGGACAGACUCCGGCUUUGGAACGUCGAUGCACCUGGCGCCGCUUGCUGAAACCUGGUCCGGGCCACGCCUCUUCCGUGCUGCACGCCCACUCGGCCAACUCCACGGACACCGAUCUGAGCACCUUGGACAAUCACGAGCUUUGGUUACCAGACUCCAGCAUCAAGGAGCCAACGCCGACGACAAUGACGGCAUUGCAUCAGUUUGGAGCCGAGAUGCUGAAGCUCUCCCGCGGUCUUGAAUCAGUGGCCUCCUCCUCCACCACCGGCUCGCCCACCAAAUCAGAAUUCUCCAUCUCGAAGCACCUGCAGUUCCCCUGCAGUCCGCAACGGUAUGCUACCCAUCUGCAGCAGCAACAAGGACAUCAUUCGCAUCACCUGCAAAAUCCUCAGCAGCAGCAGGGCGCCUACCACCAGCAGACCUCACCCAAAGGUCGCCAGGGAACCGCAACUGCCGGGCUGGGAUUGUCCACCACCACGCUGGGCAUCGAACGGGAGAGCACUCGGAACUCCUUGGCGAGCAGCCGGAUGGGCGGCGAGCAGAGUGACGGGACUCUGUCGCAGCUUUCCCAGCGACUACGAGCUUACAAGAAACGCAGGAGGGCAUCGUCGGCGGUUCCAGGACGCGACCGUCGCUCUGGUCACGAGGAUGCCGACGAAGAUCGGGAUACACCCACAUCCACACUGCGGCGCCACAAGCGUCACAACAGUCUGCCCAAAAACGCCCUCUAUCCGCGUCAGAAUAACACCGUGCCGGAAGACCUCCGAAACGGCAAAGAUGACGUUGAGGUUGAGGACGAUGGAGGUGUUAGUACAGAGGAACCACGACGGCGUAAAUCUACAACUAUUGCCAAAGGCUGUCACUCGGACACCGAGCUGGAUCCACCGCAAAACCAAAAACAGUGUCACAUCAACGGCCAGAAUCACCAGACGGACUACCUGCAACUACCCUCCGUGUGCACCUGCCCUUAUUUCGGGGACAGACCGCUCCAGAAUUGCGUUAAGACCGCCGAAGUGAAGAUAAUUUCAUCUGCUUUCAGGGUGACCACCACAGUGACCACCACCGCCACGGCGGUGAGCAGUUCGCCAAGCGAAAUGGAGCUGCUCCUAUGCUCCAGUACAGGGCAAAAGAAGCCACUGACCUCCAGUGUGAGUGCAGGUGGAGGUGGAGGUCCCGGGCCUGGAGUACCCGCAACUACUGUAAGCUCCACCCUGAGUCCCCACUCUGCGCAUCAUCAAGGCAGCUCCCUAACGGUCCAGAGCGAUGGCAGUGGCUACCUGGCGGCGCCGGGAACUCCCUGCCCCGGACGACGGAAGCUAAGCAUCUCCAAGACGGCGUCGGUGGUCACUUGGGAUGCCAGUCGCCAUCGGAGGCGUGGCAGCAGCUUCGGGGGCGUGCGGACCUCCCUGCUCCUGACGCCCACCAAGACAGCCACGACCUCCUCCACCUCCUCCACGCCGCUGCGAAGAUCGGCCACUCUGCGGAGUCACCAGAACAUGAACUACCAACAAUCAGGGGGAGGCGGGGAGUGUGGUGGCAAGAACAGGACAGCCGCAUCAUCGCCAUGCAUGUUGCAACGCCAGCAGACAGUGCGCUCCCAUCACUCCCGCAACUCGAGUGUGAUUUCCAGAAAUUCUUCGCGACACGGCAGGAUCAUCAGGCUGGAGCAGAAGGCCACCAAGGUGCUCGGUGUGGUCUUUUUCACGUUUGUGAUUUUAUGGUCGCCCUUCUUCGUCCUGAAUCUCCUGCCCACAGUCUGUGCGGAGUGCGAGGAGCGGAUCAGCCACUGGGUCUUCGAUGUGGUCACCUGGCUGGGCUACGCCAGUUCUAUGGUGAACCCCAUCUUCUACACGAUCUUCAACAAGGUGUUCCGGCAGGCCUUCAAGAAGGUCCUACUGUGCCGCUAUUCCAGCACGAGUGCCUGGCGUCCGAGCAGAUAGCAGACACCGGUGAAGCCCGGCAAGCUGAAGUCGAAUCCACACAAAUGCCCCAGUGUGGAGUUCCAGGACACUACGGCAGGACACAGCCCUCGGCCCGAGCGAGGAGUGCUCAAAAGAAGCGUUGCUGUGUCAGGCACCAGAUAAAUUUUUUUUGGAGGCUGAGUAUGGAAAAGUGGCAAGGAGUAAGGGUAAUUGGUCCGGUCAUCUCUCUGCGGUCCACCGCACAACGUGUCGUAUACGCAAUCUCCGGAUAAGGGCCAUCACACCGAAUGUCCUCGGGGCUUAAGCGCUUAUGUGCCUCUAAUUAAUUUCAAAUUCAAUUUGCAUGC